Messenger RNA from Tachyglossus aculeatus (Australian echidna), 1348 nucleotides. RefSeq names its product X-ray repair cross complementing 2 (gene XRCC2). Gene Ontology annotation, biological process: DNA strand invasion; double-strand break repair via homologous recombination. The transcript has 4 exons. The record is from RefSeq and is a predicted model, not a curated record. Lineage: Eukaryota; Metazoa; Chordata; Mammalia; Monotremata; Tachyglossidae. Gene Ontology annotation, molecular function: four-way junction DNA binding; ATP-dependent DNA damage sensor activity; ATP binding. Gene Ontology annotation, cellular component: Rad51B-Rad51C-Rad51D-XRCC2 complex; centrosome; replication fork. The coding region runs from base 231 to 1028 and encodes 265 amino acids.
AUGGCGGCGGCGGCGGGAAAGUUGAAGGGUGGCUCUGAGGCGGUCGAGGCGAUGAGUGGCCACUUCCGGAGGGCGGAGUCGGGGACGGAGAAAGAGAAAGCAAACAAACAAGCAUUACAGUGCUUGAUUUAUUUUCUCCAUCUGAUUAUGCUGUUUGUGGAUUGUCCUUGACCCCGGCUUCUGCUCAUCUUCAAUUUUGCUUUCCAUCAUUUGGCCAUUGCACUUUUUAAAUGCUGCUUGCUCGACUAGAGGGUAGAAGUUCUCUGAAAACUCUUGAGCCAUUUCUUUUUGCUGAUGAAGGAUUUCCCAUUCAUGGCGAUAUCCUGGAAUUUCAUGGUCAAGAAGGAACGGGGAAAACAGAAAUGCUCUACCACGUGGUUGCCCGCUGCAUCCUUCCCCUAUCAGAAGGAGGACUGGAAGAGGAAGUGCUGUUUGUUGACACGGACUACCACUUCGACAUGCUCCGGCUCAUCACCAUCCUCGAGCACAGGCUCUCCCAGGGCUCGGAAGAGACGAUCAAACUGUGCCUCGGACGGCUGUUCCUCGUCUACUGCAGCAGCAGCGUUCAACUCCUUCUCACACUCCACUCCUUAGAGACGAUGUUCUGCAGCCACCCAUCCCUCAGCCUCCUGAUGGUCGACAGCCUCUCGGCUUUCUACUGGAUCGACCGUGCCAAUGGCGGAGAGAGCCUCAGCCAGCAAGAAGCCACCCUGAGGAAGUGCACCAGGCUCCUGGAGAAGCUCGUGAAGGAGUAUCACCUGGUUCUGUUGGCCACCACGCAAACGAUCAUGCAGAGAAGCUCCAAGGCCUCAGAGGACUCUGCUUUGGCUUGGGAUGGAGAUGGGGACUACAGGCCUUAUCUUUGUAAAUCCUGGCAACAGCUGGUCAACCACCGGCUCUUUUUUUCCAAGCAAGACAACGGCAAGGACCCCAAACAAAUGUUUUCCUUCACUUCCUGUCAUCUGAAAAGUAACAGGUUUGCCAAGCGUUUCUUUAGUAUCGGAGAAGGAGGGGUUCAGUUUUGUUGACCCCUUUGAGCCGAGAAACCGGGAUUUCAAGGGUCUACCUCUACUCUGUCAGAAGGAAAUUUUUAGGUCUUUUAUUUGAUGGCACUUAGGACCCCAGUUUCGACAAGCCAGUGUUACAUUUUUAUGGAUUGCUCGUAGGGCAGGGGUUCUACUAAAAUACGGCACUUGAGACAUUCAUGGUGUUUCAUGAAAGAAAGACUUUCAGGCCAGUUUUUAAUCCAUAGCUCAUUAUUCCACCAGUCUGAAAAGCCACUUAACAUUGUUUUUAAACCUUUUCACUAUGCCUCGGCAAAGGAAAUGAAUAAAGAACUUUAUUUUUA